AUUGGUAAAAUCUAUCUUUGAAAACACGUGCAAAAUGGCGGUGGGGAAGAAAAACGUGCGUGUAAAAGGUGCAAAUAGCAAAGGUAAAAAAUGGAAAAAGGGACAAAGCUGCUCUUCAAAUCCAACAAAGAAAAAUUUUAGAGAAUCUGCAAAAAACAGAUUUUUUCAGCCUCAGACUGGUAAAAGUCAGCUAACUCAAGAUGCUCUGAAGCAACAUGAAAGUGAAAUGCACGAAAGUGCAAUCGAUAGUGACGAUGCAAUGUCGCAAUCAGCUAUGUCAGCUGGGAAGUUCACUGAAAAAACGUUUUCAACAUGGGCUAGCAAUUGGACAUCCUGUACAAAUACAACUUUUAGCCGGAUUCAUCGUUAUUGGUCUUCAAAUUCUGAUCUACACAAAGAGAUAUUAGCUGUAAUAGCUGCAGUGACUGAGGUUAUUAAAGAGAAGGAAGGUGAAGAAAAUGAAACGGAAUACUUUGCAGCUUUGAUGACUACUCUGGAAGUCAGUGAAACCGUGAUAUCUAAGGCAGCAACAUCCUAUCUUCUAAGCUUAGUCAUCAAGAAAGUGUCCAAAUCGGUUCUUCAAUCUCGAUUUUCUGACAUUGCAAGAGUUUUCAUUGAUACGCUGAUGGAGAACAAUGAAACAGAUAUGCCAACUUUAUUGCGAUCUAUUUUGUUAUGCUUAGCUCAAUUAUUACGAGUUCAAAGUGCUGCAAGGUGGAGCGAUCCAGCAACUGUGCACGUGUAUCAGACUUUAUUAGUAUUUUCAACACACGCAAAGCCCAAAGUUCGUAAAGCUGCCCAAGAAGCAAUUAGAGUAGUUUUAAAAGGCAGUUUCUUCAUGCAAGAAGAUACUACUAUUAAACAUCAUCCAGCCUCUGUUCAAACUGCAAAGUUCUGUUUUGAAAAGAUAGAACAGUCCGGAGGUUCGGGGAACGAUUCGUCAACGACACUUUAUAUUCUAGGUUUAUUAAAAUAUAUUAUGUCUACCCUUCCGAAAAACUAUUUGAAAAUUUUGUGUGAAACUCUCCUUAAACUGUUAACUUUGAGUAGUGUGGUUGUAUUCUUCGUUGCAAUGCAAACAUUACAUGCAAUGUUUAAUAGCGCACCAUCAACUGAUUCUUUGCCCGUUGAAUUAAAUGGUCAAUUGUUAACGGCUUUAUACGAUUAUCUUCCCUCUGAAAAUGAUCCCCCAGCCGUUGGCGCGUGGCUCUCGGUAAUGGAAAAGGGAGUACAAAAUCUUAUAAACAAUAAUGUUGAAAUGGGUUCUCAACACGCCAUUAAGCUGUUUAGUACAUGCAUGAAGUUUUUACAAGCAGAGAGACCUACUGUUCAGAACUCAGCCUUUAAGAACGCCAAUAAAUUGUUGAAAAAUACAUUGAGUCCGGUUAAGGAUGCACUUGUUAGUAGAAAAAAUACGAAAGAUAAUAUCAUUUUGAAAAUCUUUCAAGCCAUUGAAGGAGGACUUAGCUAUCAAUACCAUGCGUCUUGGGGGAAAGUUCUGCUUCUCAUGGCUUCACUAUUCGAGAUUUUCGGAAAACAUUGCAAGAACAACAUCUCUAAAUGUUUACAAACUCUUGCUGAUUUGAGAGAAAGUCACAAAUUUUCAUACAAAGGGGAAUUGGAAAAAGCAUUCGGUAUGGCAUUACGACAUAUUGGACCUCGAAGUGUCCUUAAGGCGGUACCAUUAUUAAUUGAUGGCCAAAAUGAUAAUUAUGAAUUUCCGAGGAGUUGGAUUUUGCCCUUAAUGAGAGAUUAUGUUCAAGAAACAGAAUUGAGUUAUUUUAUUACAGACUUUUUACCUUUAGCUGCACAAUUGAGAAAAAAAGCUGGUGAAUUUGCUGAAGAAAAUAGAAUGGUAGAAGCUAGAACAUAUGAUGCUCUUCAAGGUCAAAUAUGGUCCUUAUUACCCGCCUUCUGUACCAAGCCAAUUGAUUUAAAACAGUCAUUCGGCGGAAUUGCAAAAGUUCUUGGUAUUUCUCUAAACGAACGCCCUGAUCUAAGAUUAGAGGUUUUACAAUCUCUAAGAAAAUUAGUUACUUUCAGUAUGGAAAACGAGUCAAACAAGAGUGAAAUGCAAAAAUAUGCAAAAAAUUACAUUCCCAUUCUCUUCAAUUUGUAUUUGGCAGAGAAUAAAAAUGAUAACCAGGACAAAAAAAGACUAGCAGUUUUAGAAACAAUAAAAGUUUACUUUAAUGUGACAGAAAGUUCACUGGUAGACGUGUUUUUCAAUAAAUGCAUACAAAAGAUUGAAGAAGAGAAGGAUUCAAAUUCGAAAAAAUAUGCACUUCUUGAUUUGCAAUUGGCAAUGAUACCUUUCAUAAAACUAGAGAAUUUAUCAACAUUGUUAAAAUUGGCUUUAGGAAAUAUGAAAGAUGCCGAUCAUACAGUACAAAAAAAAUCCUAUAGAGUGCUUGAAGAAAUGUGUUCAAAAGAAUCCGAAGAUUGUAAGAAAUGUAUAAUGGAGAAUCUGCCACAAUUACAGAAGGACUUAUUGGAUAGCCUUAGUUCCAGCAGUCCGUCUUCGAAAGGACCUCGACUCAACUGCUUGACAUUUAUUGUGAAACACCUGGAAUCUGAAAAUACUGAUUUCAUGGAAACAGUCCUGCCUGAGGCUAUUUUAUGCACGAAAGAAGCUUCUUCGAAAGCUAGACAAGCUGCUUUCAAUUUGCUUUUAGAAAUGUGUAGAACUUUACAAAGAUGGCGUCCUGAUCAGUCUACAGAGGAAAAUAUUAAAAAUUAUCUAUAUAUGGUAUUAGCAGGUUUAGCGGGUUCUCCACAUAUGAUAUCAACAACGUCUUUGGCUGUAUCGAAGAUUGUGUAUUACUUUAAAAAAAAUAUAGAGAAAGAACUUCUGAGCGACUUAAUUGAAAUGGUUUGCGCUUUGCUAUCCCACAAAGGAAAAGAAGUUGUCGAUUCAGCUUUGACUCUAUUGAAAGUUUUAUUAGGACAGUUUGACAGGGAAUUUCUCUAUCCUGCAUUACCUGCUGUGAUUAAGAGUUUAAUUACUAUGAAAGAAGAGAACAAGCAUCACAUAAGAUCUAAAACAAAAGCAAUUUUUGUUAAAUUGGUGAAAAAAUUUGGAUUUGAAAUCAUUCGCAAGUCAGUUCCUGAGUCAAUGCACAAAUUGCUCAGAGGUAUUAAGAAGAAAGAGGAUAGGUCGCAACGCUUAAAAGAGAAAUCAAAGGAAGAAGAUUCCGAAAGUGAAAAUGAAUUUGAUGCAAAAGCUCAGCCCGAUAGCAUAGAGGAAUUGCUGCGAGAUACAGACUCUGAGGUCGAGGAAGAUGGAAACAAAGAGUCAAAUAAAAAGAAAAAGAAAGUGAAGAAAUCAAAAGAAACUAGAAAAGGCGCCUGGAUAAAAGAAGGAGAUGACGAUGAAAUUGUUGACUUUUUAGGUGGCUCAUUAGCCAAACAAGUUAUGGCUUCCAAGCCCCAAAGUGACAAACGAUCCAAAGAAAAAGAUAGUAAUAGAGGAUUUAAAACAACAAAGGAUGGAAAACUUAUUAUAGCCGAUGAAGAGGAUGAAAAGUCCGCCAAAAAGCCCAAAGCAGUGAAGGAAGAAGAAAUAGAUAAUUUAAGUGAACUUUUAGAUGCCAUGGGAGGGCAUAGAAAACGAAAACACAAAACUGCUGUCGAUAGUGAUGACGAGGUACCAAUGAAGUACCAAGCCGGUGGUAGUGGUAUUCAUAGACCUACCCCUCAUUCUAAUAAAACCGAUAGCGAAGAUUUUGGAGCCGGCCAAUACAAAUCCAAAAAAGCAGGAGGUGACGUAAAGAGAAAGGGUAAACCCGAUCCUUUCGCAUACGUGCCCUUACAAAUGUCGGCAUUGAAUAAGAGGAAAAAAGCGAAAUUGGCAGGAAAAUUUAAGAACAUCGUAAAAGGAGCACAGAAAGGUGCAGCUAAAGGCCAAAAAGCCAGAAGCAAACUAAAAAGGAAGUAG
This is a messenger RNA of Dimorphilus gyrociliatus, 3937 nucleotides long. Lineage: Eukaryota; Metazoa; Annelida; Polychaeta; Dinophilidae. The record is from the annotation of a GenBank genome assembly.